Messenger RNA from Cetraspora pellucida, 453 nucleotides. NCBI's taxonomy places the organism in Eukaryota, Fungi, Glomeromycota, Glomeromycetes, Diversisporales, Gigasporaceae. The record is from the annotation of a GenBank genome assembly.
AUGUUUCAACAAAAUACUCAAUUUAUUUGUUCAAUUUGUUUGAAAAACAUUUCAACUUUUAGAAAUGUUACUGAUAAUUUUAAAGAUAAAAUUGAUAAUUGUCCUGAUAAAGAAUAUUAUAAAGACCUUAAAUCUGGAAUAGAUAAAUUAUAUUAUAAUUGUUAUAUGAAAAUUGUUGAUUCUUAUCGAUUUCAAAAAUCUACAAUUAAUAGAAUUAAUAAAUCAGAUAUUUUUGAUAAUUCAAUGGAAGUUAGUAGAUCAAAUACUUCUACAAAUUUAAUAGAUAUUAAUAAUUUAAUAAAAUCUAAAUUAAUUAAAGCUCAAAAAGAAGAAUUAAUUCAAAAUAAUUUAACUGAAAUUGAUCAAAUUAAAAAUAUUAAAAUUAAUAAAAUCAACAAUAUGAUUUUAUUUGAUAAGGAAAAUUUUAAUCAAUUAAUUAAAUUAAUUAUUUAA